Molecule: messenger RNA, 8883 nt
Organism: Dendroctonus ponderosae (mountain pine beetle)
Lineage: Eukaryota; Metazoa; Arthropoda; Insecta; Coleoptera; Curculionidae
Gene: jbug
Product: filamin-A
Exons: 36
Coding region: 480-8618 (2712 amino acids)
Biological process (GO): actin cytoskeleton organization
Molecular function (GO): actin filament binding
Source: RefSeq, a predicted model, not a curated record
UCCUGUUUAUUCAUGAACAACAAGAAACGUCACCAAACCGCAAAUUUGCUUAAUAAUUAGUCGGAACCAAAUCGGGCCAUCGCAAGUCCUCAUUGUGCAUUCCCGACCAGCAAACCGCGGCUCCCCAUCCGAGGCGUGCCCCCCAUAUGUCCCCUUCUAGAAACCGAAAUCGAACUUUCCGCGACGCUGGCUAAGAAUUACCUUACAGGUAGUGUAUUAUUGUAUAACCUCGACCAAAAGUCGCGUCCUACAACUCGUUUCAGUCCGUGGUUCGCGUGUGCAUUUCAAUUCGAACCAGGUACUGAAGAUUUUCAAUGAAAAACUAGUGCGAAGUGCUUCAGCAAGUGAGUGCAAAUUUGAAAUUUUUCUUCGACUGUGUCUUCGGCCCAUUGGAAUAAUCGCCGGCAUCCAUGUUUUGACGCCACUAACAGGAGCAGUUGGUGCAAGCAAGAGGAAUCGUCUCACGAUUUGCUUGAAAAAUGGAAGGUAAAAUAUCGCACAGUGGUCUGUUGGCCAGAAGUCCGGAAGGCCACGCGGCUCGUGGAAUGCAGAUAAAAGGCAACGAAGACGUGUGGGUGGAAAUCCAAGCAAACACAUUUAGAAAUUGGGUCAACGAACACCUACCCAAAGAUCUUCGGAUUGUGGAUCUAUCAGAGGAUCUAAGAACUGGAGUGCGAUUAUGUGCCCUGGUGGAAGCUUUGCAAAAACGCCCCUUAAAACCAGGAUGGAACAAAAGGCCCGCCAACCAACAUCACUACCUCGAAAACGUUACCACCGCAUUGAAUGCCAUCGAAAAAGACGGCGUCAAGUUAGUAAAUAUUGGCAACUUGGACAUAGUGAAUGGUAAUCUCAAGCUCAUUCUGGGUUUGAUAUGGUCGCUGAUUGUGCGAUACCAAAUCGGCCGAUCCAAAUUUCCGCCUCGGAAGCUGAUGCUGGCGUGGUUGCAGGCUGUUCUUCCCGAAUGCAAAGUUUCCAACCUGACUACGGACUGGAAUUCUGGAGUGUUACUUUCAGCUUUGGUGGAUUACUGCGAGCCCGGCCUGUUCCCGCAUUGGCGCCGUCUGGAUAAGGGCAAUGCGAUCGAAAACUGCCGCAAAGCAAUGAACAUCGCUCAGAAGGAUCUGGGAAUUCCUGCUGUACUGGAGCCCGAAUAUUUAGCCUCGCCCUGGCUUGACGAACUGUCCGGAAUGACCUAUUUGUCCUACUUUAUGAAGCCUGGAUCGCCGGGUUUCCAUGCCACCUUGAGAUGGGUCAAUUCCAGACUAGAGCGGCCAGUCCAAAAUUUCACCAGCGAAUGGAACGAUGGCCGAGUGCUCAGUGAAGUGAUCCGGUCGUUGGGCGGCUCGGCUGCAGCCCCGGAGAAGCUCAGAACCGAUCCGGCCUUUUGGGAGCACAACCAAAAUCAGGCGCUGGAUGCUGGAAAGCGACUCGGUGUAAAGCCGGUGCUGUCCGCUAAGGACUUGGCGGAUAAGAACGUGGAACACUUGGGAGUGAUGGCGUAUGCAGCUCAUUUCCAGUGGGUUCCUGAGCGCCCUCCACUUCACGACCUCAUCAAUGUUUUGCUGAAUUCCACUUCAGGGAGAGUGGGGGAACCGACUCACUAUCAAGUAUCGCUGGUGGACUCUCAACUCAGCUACUCCAAAGUGUCCGUGCACAUUCGAGGGCCAGACCACAAGGUGUACGAAGACACACGGCUGAAAAAUGGCCGCGGCUCGUUUGUGCCCUCAAAGGUCGGGAUGCACGAGCUGGUGGUGAACUACGAGGGCGACGAAGUGCUGGCUGGACACUAUUUCAGGGUUUUGCCGCUCUUAGUUGAAGUUGCGCCUCCCGGUAUGGCUCCGUGCGCUUUGGGAUCGCUGGUGCAGGUCUUGGUCAACGCCACGGGCGCCCCAAAGCGGGAAGACAUCCUGGUGACAGCCUACAGUCCCACGGGACGCCCACUGGACUGUCCCUUAACCACGGUAGAUGCUACCAAUAGUGCCACUUUCAAGCCAGAUGAGCCUGGAGAGUGGCGCAUCGAAAUCACGUAUCAAGGAAAGCAAAUUCAGGGUGGCCCAUUCACUUGCUCCGUUUUCGAUCCGAAUGGCGUCAAAGUCUCCGGCCUGGAAGGAGCGCUUCCCCUAAUUCCCCACAGCAUCGAGCUGGAUUGUCGAAACGUCGGAGUGCCUGGGGAGGUGUUUGCCGACAUUGUGCACGAUAAAAGAUCCAUCCAUUGCCAUGUGGAGAAGGUGGAUAAACUAGGCUUCCACUACCGGGUGCAUUUUACGCCAAAAGAGGCAGGCAAGCACAGGGUCUAUGUCUACUUCAACGGCUACGACGUGAAAGGCUCUCCAUUUAUGAUGCGGGUGGGCACCCAACGAAGGAGCAAACCUUCCACUUCCAGCCCGAACAACACGUACAGACAAAGCCCGACCAACCGCUAUGCCAGCCCGAGUCCCACUUCCAAAAACACCAUCUACAACAGCUACAGGCAAAACGCCAGUCCUCUGCUGGAGGAGACGCACAGGUACGCGCAGGACUACCACAUCAGAUCAGUGGCGGAGAAGAGCAGGAUCACCUCGAAUUCUCCCAGUUACGAGCGAAAUGCAAGUCCCAGCUAUGUGCAGAGAACGUCCAGUCCAAGAAAUGAGAGUCCCAACUACGGCACUAGUCAGCCUUACGGCCGGGAGAGUCCGGACUACAUUACCAGCAAAAGGUUGAACGAGAAGCGCUACGAUACAUCGAGCCCCAGUUUUGCAAAAAAGGCCGAUUCCAGCUACACCAGCAAAAUCAGCUCAAUGAAACUAUCGGACAGCAGAAGUCCCCACUAUGGGGAACGAGCCAGUCCUGAUGUGGACUUCACCUCGAGUUCCAGAUACGAAAAGCGAUCCAGCGACAGCAGAGCGUACAACAGCUACAGUGAAGGAGUUGACACUAGUCCAAUCGUGAAAGUGUCCGCAAUGACCGACCAGUCAACCAGACGGGACUCUUGGGACGCCAUCAAUAAGACCAAGAAUAUAUUCUCGGACAGGAGUCUGGAGUCUUUGGCUAACCUCACGCAGUCUCAGCUGGAUUCGGAUGUUAGGCGGCAGAAAACUGAGGAGCACAACAGGUUUUUAAUGAAUGAACAUCAGUACACAUCGCAGUCCGACUACAAGCAAAACUACUCCGAAAAAUACACGAACAACGUCGACACCUACAACGGGCGCAGUUACGGGCGCAAUUCUCCCAUUUAUAAAGUGACGACCAAAAGCAGUUCCGGAGGAGCUUCCUCUGUUAAAGUGCAACCGGUUCCAGAUGGCGUGUUGGGACAACCUGUCGAGUUCGAAAUUGAUGGCAGUGGCGCCGGUUCUGGAGACCUGGAAAUCCUGGUGGAAGGUGGCCGGGUAACGUCAAGCGUGAGAAGUUUGGGCGGUCAACGGUUUAAGGCUGCUUUCACCCCCCAUCAAGCUCUGCCCCAUCGGGUCGACAUCCAGUUUAAUGGGGACACAGUUCCAGGAAGUCCCUGGCACGUCAACAUCAUGGCCAACACUGGCUCAAACAUAUCGGUGAUGGGCGAGUCCACUCGGCUCGUGCCAGCCAACGCGCCGGCCAUUUUCGAGAUCAUCACCAACACGAACAUCGCUCCAGAUGACCUGCUAGUGCAUGUCAUCGCUCCCAGCAAGCGAACAGUACCAGCCCGCGUACUGCCUGGAAAUCGCACAGGUGUUCAAAGCGUCGAGUUUGUGCCAACGGAAGUGGGCACCCACAUUGUAGAAGUCACGGUUAAUGGGGAUAAACUGCCAUCAGGCCCCUUGAUCGCCAAAGUGUACGACGCUGGGCUGAUUCAAGUGGCCGAUGUCAGUGGCGGAGUUGUGGGACAACCCGUCCAAUUUAGAGGUAGGUUUAUAAAAUGUUUUAAAAUGCUCUCAUUUUCUGUCGCCGAUGGGCCUCUAGAAAUAUCCAGCUUUUUCGCGGUGUUCCAUUGUUUUUCUUCCGGCGACUUGGCGAGCAUGAAAUGUGCAGCCCACUUGUGGGUACAUUAUGUCCACAUGGGUGUGGCUGGGGGAGGAGCCGCCGAACUGGCGGUGGCCGUCAGAGGCCCCAUUGGGGAACUCCCUGUCAAAGUGACAGGCGAUAUCCAUUCGGGAUUCACGGCCGAAUUCACUCCGGUGCAAGUGGGCGGCCACCAAAUCAGCGUGGAGUACAACGGGAGGCCAGUCCAGGGCACCCCCUUUGUUGCCAAGGCGUUCGAUUCCAAUAAGGUGACAGUGGGCACAGUGGCGCGCGGCACCGUAGGCCGACCUGUGACCUUUUCUGUGGACGCCAGCGAGGCGGGCGAGGGUAAUUUGGAAAUCACAAUAUCGGCCAGGGGGCUGAACAUUCCCACUCAAGUGCAUCCGCAGGGAAAUGCGCGUUUUGCAGUCAGUUUCGUGCCUGCGGAGGCCUGCGACCACGUCGUCAAUGUGGCCUUUAAUAAACGACCGGUCGUGGGUUGUCCGUUGAUUGUUUCGGUGGGUGGGAGUGGGACUGGGCCCAGCGUGACCUUGCCCGGUCCUGGACCCGUCCACAGGCCCAGCACCUUGUUGGUGAACCAUCCUGGACGCCUGGAAGAUAUCGAAGUCAAUGUGGAGGGUCCAGGUGGACAGGCGGUGCCCACCCAAGUGCAACCUCUAGGCAACGGCCAGUACCAAGCCGAAUUCGUCCCACGAGUGGUUGGCGAGCAUCGAAUUAAUGUGUCGGUUUGUGGGGUUCCCACAGUCGGAAGCCCCUACGCUGCCAAGGUUUACGACGUCCAAGCCAUUAAAGUCAAGGAAUCUGCUAGUGGAGUCGUUGGCAAGGCGGUGACCUUCUUAGUGGAAACCAGCCAAGCUGGACCAGGAAACCUCGAGGUGACAGUGAAUGGGGGGUUGGUGCCAACUUCAGCGCAAGCUCAAGGCCCGCACACUUACGCAAUUUCCUUCACUCCUCGAGAACCGGCGGUACAUUCAGUUGAUCUUCGCUUUAAUGGGCAGGAUGUGCCGGGGAGUCCCUUCAAGUGCAGUGUCAUGCCAGCAGCCCGGAUUCUGGCCCCAGAAGCGUUGGAUAAAGUCUCAGUUGGCAGACCUUGCAGUUUUCUCGUUGAAAGCCCCACGCCGCCCAUCGUGGAGGUCCUGGGGCCUGCUAGGCGAUCGUUGCCCACUCAAGUGACUCCCCAGUUGGCAACAACCGGCAACUUCGAAGUGGCCUUUACUCCUCUGGACGUGGGCGAUCAUAGCGUGGAGGUCCGCCUCCCAUCUGGACACAUCGAAGGCAGUCCUUUCUUGGUGAAGGCCUACGAUGCCAGCCGAGUCACUGUUACGGACAUAAUGGACGGAGUCGUGGGGAAGCCGGUCUCAUUCAGCAUUAAUGCUUCGCAAGCUGGAGCUGGAAAUCUGGAAAUUAUUGUGGCAGUGGGAGGGCGAAAUGUGCCCAACUUUGUGCAGAGCGAGGGAAAUGCGCGCUUCAAAGUCAAUUUUAAACCCACUGAAGCUGCCAUCCAUACUCUGAGCGUCAGGUUUAACGGUCAGCCAGUGCCUGGUUCUCCAUUCAGCUGCAAGGUUCAGCCUGGCAACAUUCAACCUCGGGUUCCAGUCUCCGGAUCGGGCAUUGAAUUGGCUUCGGUCAGCGUGCCUGCAGAGAUUCAAAUUGAAGGCGUCACUGGUGCAGUCCCUCAAGUAAUAGUGACAGCGCCCACAGGAAAAAUAAUCCCAGUUAAACUGUCCACCAUAGGCGACGUCUACACGGCGCAUUUCAUCCCCGAUAUGGUUGGGCGUCAUUCUGUGGCCAUUCUCAUCAAUGACCAGCACGUGAUUGGUUCCCCAUUCAGCUGCAACGUUUACGAUGUGAACAAAGUGAUCGUUACUGGUUUGCCUGGAAAGAAAAGCGACCUCAACCUGUCCAUGAGCGAUCUGUCCCUAAGCGAACUGGGGCCUGCUGAAGUUGGCAAACCCGUAACAUUCAGUGUGGAUGCUGCCCAAGCAGGAGAAGGCACUUUGGAGCUGGUUGUGUCCACUCAACAGACCACCAUCAAGGCCGAAGUGGUGGCUUGCGCCAGAGGAUUGUACGAUGUCACCUUUGUUCCCCUCACUGCCGAGGAUCAUUUUGUUAACAUCACCUUCAACGACAUUUCGGUAGUCGGAAGCCCCUUCCACUGCUCAGUGGUGGAAGGAACGCAGUAUUUGCAAAUAGGGACGUCCAGUUGCAUGGAUUUGCCAUCUGAAAACCAUCGACUGGAGAUUAAGGACCCCAACAACCACAAUGUGAAGUACGUGGUCAAGGACUACAAGGCGCACUUUGUGUUGACGCAAACAGGGACCUAUCGAGUACAUUCCUAUAAAGGACAUGAAUUAUACUCUACUAGAACCAUGCAUGUGUUUGAUACGACCAAAAUAGACGUGGUAAACGUGCCCGAAGCCAUCUGCCAUCGUCCCGCAGUGAUCGGCAUUAAUAUGGCCAAAGUGGGACCCGGCCAGCUCUCAGCAUCUGUCCGGGUGGCCAACAGGGAUGUUCCUCAUAGCGUCCGACAGAGCCCCAUGAACCCCAACAUGUGGGAGGUGGUGUUCCAUCCGCUCAUCGCCGCCCCCCACCGCAUCACCCUACUGUACAACAACGUCCCUAAACAGGGCGUUCUUGAAGUUAAUGUGAAGAGUCCUGGUAAUGAGCCGUGGGCAGGCGGAACAGGUUUGUAUCAGGCCAAAGUGGGCAGGGUGACCUCAUUCCAAAUAGACACGUUGGGAAGAUCCGCUCGAGAAUUCGAUGUGGUAGUGAGUGGGCCGACUGGUUCGGCGGUCCCAGUCCGUUGCUAUCAAACCAAAACUGGGAAACUCCAGGCUGAAUUUACUGCGCGAGAUGUUGGUGCACAUAAAGUGGAGGUGCUGCAUCAGGCCAAGCCCCUUAAUGGCAGUCCCUUCGUUUGCCAAGCCUGCGAUCCGGAAAACGUGCGGAUCGUCGACAUCCCCACCUCCCAAGGAAAUGUUGGUGAAAGGAUCGUUUUCAAUGUGCUGACUAAGAACGCAGGCGUCGCUGACUUGGAGGUGCAAGCAACCAAUCCUAUUGGGCAAACGCUGGCCACUCAAGAAAUGUCCUUGGCUGAAAACUUGUCCCAAAUCAGCUUCCUGCCCAGCUCUGCCGGUCUAUAUCAAGUCACAGUUAUGUAUGGCGGUGUUGCCGUGAAAGGCUCGCCUCUGGCUCUUGGAGUGGGUCCAGUCGGCCCCACUCCUCCCCCUAGAGCAGUAGGCAAGGGCCUGGAGCACGCGCAAGUGGGCGAAAGGGCCACCUUUACAGUUAGCAGCGUGGUACAGCCCAGAGUCACCAUAGAGGCUGUUGAGGGCAACAUUGACGCCCACAUACAGAGCCCCAAACCAGGCGAAUAUACCGUAACGUACAUGCCCAAAUGGGUUGGAACUUAUGAUGUGAUUAUUGGUGUUGGCCCGAACGAUCUGCCCGGGUCGCCAUUUAGACCGAACGUAACAGACCCGGAAGCAGUUCGAUUAAUAGGCGGUUGGACCCAAUACCUGGAGGACUCUGGGAAGAUCAAACUACCGGCAAAGUUGGCUUUCGACGUUGCCAAUGCCGGUCCGGGCCUGUUGGAGUGCAAAGUGGCUGGGCGCAAAAUCAACCCGGAAAAGAGCGGGUCUCGAGUUCGAUUUGACAUAUCAGGUGAAGGCUUGAACUCUGGAGAGCAUGAUUUUGAGGUGAAGUUCGCCAAUGUUGAGUUGCCUGAUGCCCCCACGACUGCUGUAACGCUUGGCGAUCAAGUAGUGUUGACUGGGAGAGGCCUGGCCGAGGCCAAGUGCUGUGAGCCCGCAGUGUUUACUAUUGACGGCUCCAAAUCCCAUUCAGGCAAUCCCGAGGUGACUCUCCAUGCCGCCGACACCAACAUCCCAGUGCCAGUAAUGAUUAGUCUGGCGGGCGAAAAAGUCUGGCGAGCCUCCUACACCAUCAACACGCCUGGAAACUAUCUGCUGUCCGUCCUGUGGGCUGGACGCCCAGUCAAAGGCUGUCCGCUAAUGGUGGAAGCCAAAGGAGGGGCCGAUGCAUCCAAAGUGCUCUGCUCGGGCGAAGGCCUCCGGCAAGGAGUUGUAGGCCGGGAAAUCCGGUCUUGGAUUGACACUAGGCGUGCCGGCCCUGGGGAAUUGACCGCCCAUUGCGCUGGACCCAGAAAAGUCGCCUACUGCGAGCUCUACGACCAUGGAGACGCCACCUUUACGUUGAACGUUAAGCCGCAGGAGCCAGGCAAGCAUCAGCUGACCAUCAAGUAUGCUGGGCAGCACGUGCAAGGCUCGCCCUUUAUUUUGAAAGUCGCUGGAGCACCGGAUGCUAGCAAGGUUCGCGUGUAUGGUCCAGGCAUAGAACAUGGAGUGCUGGCAACUUUCCAGUCGCGAUUCAUCUGCGAUACAAGAGGAGCGGGAGCCGGGCAGCUGACAGUAAGAGUGCGCGGCCCUAAGGGGGCUUUCCGGGUGGAAAUGCAACGAGAAAGCCAAAAAGAUCGAACGAUUCUUUGCAAAUUUGAUCCGACUGAACCAGGCGAUUACCGAGUGGAAGUGAAAUGGGCAGGGGAGUUAGUCCCUGGAUCCCCCUUCCAUGUGAUGAUUUUCGAUACGCAGGAAGAGCUGAGGAGAUACAUUGCAUCCUUAUAGAGUCUAGUAGCAAUCGCAUUUAUUGUGUUUGUAGAUCGAUUUCAAAUUCUCUCUCAGAGACUCUAUCCAGAUUUUUACAGUACAAAUAAGUUGAAAAGUAUUUAAAUACCCGCCUCUUCUCAUCUCUAUAUGUACGUUUUAAGAUACUAUUUAUUCCAAGUUUUUUGCUGCCGCGGCCAUUAAAGCAGCUGCGUAACGUUGUAACUCGUUUUUGGUUAUUUUGCAGGAUUGUCUAUUUUAAUAUAGUUGUUAUUAUUUUAACAAA